AUGGCCCGCGACGUCUUUUGCAAAGGGCGCACGGUCCGCGCCGCUAACCGGCACCGUCUCACCAAGUUGCUCCUCGGCGCAUUAAUAACCUUCUCGAACUACACUACGACAAUGGACGUCGCCUACGACCCUAUGCUGCGCGAGGGCCUGGCAUUGAGCGACACAUUUGACAACCUCAACGGCGGACGCCAGUCUGCCCAGGCCGGCGACUCUCCCGCCCUCCAACGCGAGGUGGAGCGCCGGCGCAACGAAGGCGAGGGAUACACCAGCGACAGCCUGACCGAGGCCCCGAGCGGCAGCGACGAGCACGCCGAGCUGCGGCGGCUCGGCAUGAUCUGGACCGGCUGCUACACCUUCAGCUGCCAGCUCCAGCCGCCCGACUCUAGUCUGGGGUGGGCGGCGGGCAAAAGCCCGCUGCCGCGGCGGGACUCUGCCGAUCUGCUCCUCUGCACCCUUGCCUUUGCUAAAAAGCACCGUGUCCAGCUCCGGAGCCUGCACGCGCGCUUCAACUUUGACCCCGAGAACCGGGCCUUCUACGUUGCAGGCACCUCAAAUUCCCAGCACACCGUGCUCACGGUCAACGGGACCGCCGUUACGCGCCGUCUGCACGCCCUCAACCAGCACAACAUGAAUAUCCGCUUCGACAAGCUCGAGUACGUUUUCCAAUACACGAGCUACGCUGCAACGGACGGCUUUACGCGGGAACGGGCAGAUUACCAGACCAGGAUCAUGAACUGCCCGCAGCUUAUCGACUUUGAGAUGCCGACUCCGCAAGUUAGCACGCGCAUUAUUGGGCCAUGGACCCUGGCCAACCCGCUCGGCAGAGGCGGAAUGGACUUGCCGUAA
Molecule: messenger RNA, 846 nt
Organism: Gaeumannomyces tritici R3-111a-1
Lineage: Eukaryota; Fungi; Ascomycota; Sordariomycetes; Magnaporthales; Magnaporthaceae
Exons: 3
Coding region: 1-846 (281 amino acids)
Source: RefSeq, a predicted model, not a curated record